AUGAAUCCCGUGUUGCGUACCGUGGCCACCGUGAUGGUGCUAGCGGCCGUAGCCAGUGCCAGCGGCCAGUCCGGCGAACCAGACUACCAGAGCCAGGGUUUGCGGGCGAUCAUACGGAUGUACGACGAGUGUUCGAAGGCGGACAGUGGCUUUAGCCCUUGCCUCAAGAAGCGUGCCAUCACCUUUAUCGAUCGGUUGGCCCGUGUCGACACACUCAACGUCGGUGACGUGAAGAUCGUACGGAACGAGCGGUCCAGCGGCACCGAGCAGAGCAAACCAUUGACCGAAGCCGAACUGGAGCAAACGUUACCGCGUGGUUUGGAGGCCCGUGAUGAGGCGCUCACCAACAUGCUGCUCGAGAAGGUGGCCGGAAUCUUCAGUAGCCGCACCAUCCAGCUGACCCUGCCGAAGCUGUCCAGCGAGGAGCUUGGCCGUGGGCUCGAAGAAGGCCGUGGCAAGAUGAAGAAGAUGAUGAGCAUGAUGAUCAUGGGCUUCAUGAUGAAGAUGGCCGCCAUGGUGCCGGUGGCGAUCGCCGGGCUGUACCUGCUCGCCGGUAAGGCACUGAUCGUGUCGAAGAUCGCGCUCCUGUUGGCCGGUAUCAUCGGGUUGAAGAAGCUGGUCGCCAGCAAGCAGCAGCACGGUAGCGGUUGGUCGAGCGGUGGCUCCGGACACGGUGGCUGGGAUCGUCGGUCGGUGGAUGCGGCCCACAACAUGGCUUACAACGCGUACGCCAAGAACCAGGCGUAA
Messenger RNA from Anopheles aquasalis, 747 nucleotides. It is a transcript of the gene Osi12, whose product is annotated as DUF1676 domain-containing protein Osi12. Gene Ontology annotation, cellular component: membrane. Lineage: Eukaryota; Metazoa; Arthropoda; Insecta; Diptera; Culicidae. The record is from RefSeq and is a predicted model, not a curated record.